AUGGAGGCUGCAGGAGCGCUGGCGAGCUUAGCACCGUCACCAAUCACAGUACUGGGUCUGAUACCACUCCUGGCUCUCGGGAUUACGUAUUUCAGAUAUCAGCAAUUCGAUCCGGAGUCUUACAUCACAGAUGUAAAUACAAUAUUACCGAUCUACGACUUCGUAAUAGUCGGCGGGGGGUCAGCGGGUGCGGUGGUCGCGUCGCGGCUCUCCGAAAUAGGAAACUGGACUGUAUUGCUACUAGAAGCUGGACAAGAUGAGAACGAAAUAUCCGACAUACCAGCCCUGGCUGGUUAUACACAGCUAUCAGAGAUGGACUGGAAAUUCCAAACGACGCCGUCUCACAACCGCUCAUACUGCCUCGCUAUGAACGGUGACCGCUGCAAUUGGCCGCGAGGGAAAGUACUCGGUGGAUGUAGUGUCCUUAACGCCAUGGUGUACGUUAGAGGAAAUAGAAACGACUACGACCUUUGGGAGGCUCUAGGAAAUCCUGGUUGGUCAUACGAUCAAGUUUUACCAUACUUUUUGAAAUCAGAGGAUAAUCGUAAUCCGUACCUAGCUAACAACCCGUAUCACGGCACGGGCGGAUAUCUAACUGUACAAGAAGCUCCCUGGCGGACACCGUUAUCGAUAACAUUUUUAAAAGGUGGCAUGGAACUGGGUUACGAAUUUCGCGAUAUUAACGGCGCGAAACAAACGGGUUUUAUGUUGACCCAAGCGACUAUGCGUCGUGGGAGUAGAUGCAGUACAGCUAAAGCUUUUAUUAGACCUGUGCGUCAUAGAAGUAACCUACAUGUAGCUUUGGGAUCCCAGGUUACCAAAAUCCUUAUAAACCCAGUUAAGAAACAAGCGUAUGGCGUGGAGUUUUACCGAAAUGGUGAGCGUCAUAAAGUGAGGAUAAAGCGAGAAGUCAUUAUGUCAGCCGGUGCGCUUGCUAGUCCACAACUGCUUAUGUUAAGUGGAAUUGGUCCAGCGGAACACCUUAGAGAGCACGGCAUUCCGCUGGUCGCUAACCUCAAAGUCGGUCACAAUCUACAAGAUCACGUAGGAUUGGGUGGCUUAACGUUUGUAGUAAACAAACCUGUUACGUUCAAAAAGGACAGAUUCCAAUCUUUUUCUGUCGCAAUGAACUACAUUUUAUAUGAAAAAGGACCGAUGACCACACAAGGCGUUGAGGGUUUGGCAUUUGUAAACACUAAAUAUGCUCCUACAUCGGGCAAUUGGCCAGACAUACAGUUUCAUUUCGCUCCGAGUUCAGUAAAUUCUGAUGGUGGGGAACAAAUAAGAAAGAUCCUUAAUUUACGCGAUAGAGUUUACAAUACGGUAUAUAAACCGAUAGAAAGCGCGGAGACGUGGACAAUCCUGCCACUGCUUUUACGGCCAAGGAGCACUGGAUGGGUAAAGUUAAAAAGCCGCAAUCCGUUCCAACCGCCAUCAAUAGAGCCUAACUACUUCGCAUACAAAGAAGACAUACAAGUGUUAACCGAAGGAAUAAAGAUAGCCUUCGCUUUAUCGAAUACGACAGCAUUCCAGAGAUACGGCUCGCGGCCACACACGAUACCUUUGCCGGGAUGCCAGCACCACCCUCUAUUCAGCGACGAGUAUUGGGAGUGCAGUUUGAAACAUUUUACAUUUACAAUAUACCAUCCGACUAGUACGUGUAAAAUGGGGCCUAAAUAUGACCAAAACGCAGUUGUGGACGCAAGAUUACGUGUUCACGGUGUAGCCAAUUUACGAGUAGUGGACGCAAGUAUAAUGCCCACUAUAAUUAGUGGCAAUCCGAACGCUCCAGUGAUUAUGAUCGCUGAAAAAGCAUCUGAUAUGAUCAAAGAAGACUGGCUCGUGUUAUGACAGUGUUAAGUGAAACAAAAUUCAAAGUUAGUCAUGAACUAUUAAGUAUUUAUGUCACAAAGUACUUUAAGUUGUUU
Messenger RNA from Colias croceus (clouded yellow), 1928 nucleotides. Its product is annotated as glucose dehydrogenase [FAD, quinone]-like. Gene Ontology annotation, molecular function: oxidoreductase activity, acting on CH-OH group of donors; flavin adenine dinucleotide binding. The record is from RefSeq and is a predicted model, not a curated record. Bases 1 to 1851 code for a protein of 616 amino acids. The transcript has 2 exons. Lineage: Eukaryota; Metazoa; Arthropoda; Insecta; Lepidoptera; Pieridae.